AUGAUGCUCACCCUGCGUUUUAAAAUCAGGGUGAUCAGCCUCGUCAAGCCCGGGGCUGCACCACCCCAAGCCCUACUGCGGCUCUCGGCCCCCGUUUGGGGGGCAGCGUUUUGUUCCGGCGCGGUCUCAGGGGCUCUCUGGCUGCGUUUCAGGGGCAACACCAGGGUGGAGGAAGCCUGCGAGAUGUACACCAGGGCUGCCAACAUGUUCAAGAUCGCCAAAAACUGGAGCGCCGCAGGAAACGCGUUUUGUCAGGCGGCCAAGCUGCACAUGCAGCUGCAGAGCAAACACGACUCGGCCACCAGCUUCGUGGACGCCGGGAACGCCUACAAAAAAGCAGACCCGCAAGAGGCCAUCAACUGCUUAAAUGCAGCUAUCGAUAUCUACACCGACAUGGGGCGAUUCACCAUCGCUGCCAAGCACCACAUCACCAUUGCGGAGAUCUACGAGGCCGAGCUGGUAGACAUUGAAAAGGCGAUUGCACACUACGAGCAGGCUGCAGACUAUUACAAAGGAGAGGAGUCCAACAGCUCAGCCAACAAGUGUCUGCUGAAGGUGGCUGCCUACGCCGCACAGCUGGAGCAGUACCAGAAGGCGAUAGAGAUCUACGAGCAGGUCGGAACAAACACGAUGGAUAACCCUUUGCUCAAGUACAGCGCGAAAGAGUAUUUCUUCAAAGCCGCUCUGUGCCACUUCAUCGUGGACGAGCUGAACGCGAAGCUUGCGCUUGAGAAAUACGAAGAGAUGUUCCCAGCGUUCACAGAUUCACGGGAGUGCAAGCUAUUGAAAAAACUGCUGGAAGCCCACGAGGAGCAGAACUGCGAGGCGUACACCGAGGCAGUCAAAGAAUUCGAUUCCAUAUCGCGGCUGGACCAGUGGCUUACAACCAUGUUGCUUCGCAUCAAAAAGUCAAUCCAAGGAGAAGGGGACGGGGACCUGAAGUGAAGGGCACGCAGGCCGAGCCAUCUGCUCGCGUUACAGCCAAGGACCGCUCCGGGACGCGCGAUACAACACCCAGCUUUGUUUUGUCGCUUACAAACCCCGUGACUUGUGUGUUUCUUUAGUAUCCCGCUCUUUGUCGUGACAACACGGGUAGAGGUGAGGCGA
Nipponia nippon (crested ibis) is the source of this 1107-nucleotide messenger RNA. NCBI's taxonomy places the organism in Eukaryota, Metazoa, Chordata, Aves, Pelecaniformes, Threskiornithidae. The record is from RefSeq and is a predicted model, not a curated record.